AUAACUGGUUUUAUUUAAUUUUAACGAAGUGCUUCUAGGGAAUCGCGGGCGGACUACCCAAAAUUAUAAUAUACUCAAAAAGUUUGAACAAGUUCCGCCUCUAUCAACAGAAAGCCUGAAAUCUUCAUCGACCAGAGGCAUAACAACCAAAAACAGCAAUCCGAAGUUUUUCAUCCCAUAAAAUGGCUGACAACGUUUGUGCGUCUCCGUCUAUCAAAUCGAUCGAUUUCAGCAGCUACAAAGUUCACGUUGUGGGAAAUUACAACUCCUGCCAGAAAUUACUCCACGAACUUAAACAGCAUUGUGAGGACUAUCCAGUGCUUGGAUUCGAUUGCGAAUGGUGGUCCACAUGCAUGACCGAUCCCAAGGGUCACCGCCGAAAGGUAGCCCUGCUCCAGUUGGCGUCCGCCGCAGGCCUAUGCCUACUGAUCCAGUUGACGCUAUUGAGCGAUAUUCCACAGGAACUGAGAGACCUACUAGAUGACUCUCGUAUCCUCAAAGUAGGCGUUGAACCGCUCGGUGAUGGCAGCAAGCUGCACCACGAUUACGGUCUCGCCGUUCAAGGAACAGUAGAUUUGCAAACGUUGGCACACCACCUGGACAUUUCGCCACCUUACGGCUUGAAGGCACUGGCGAAAAGUGUGCUUGGGUUUGAGAUGGUCAAAAAGCGGCAAGUCGCCUUGUCCAAUUGGGAAAAACCUCAGCUGAAAGCGAGACAGAUCGAUUACGCUUCGAAGGAUGCCAUCGUGGGAUUGGAGAUUUUCCGGGCGUUGAACGAGAGAAUAGAGUUACGUGAAAUGGAUCCGUUUCUGGAUGUUUGCUUUAAACCACCCGCAGUUCCAACACUUGAGAAGCAGUCAAGCGAACCGCCUCAGAAGAAACCGCGGAAAAGGCAUCCUCGAUCCAAUCUGACACCACAGAUGCGGCCACUUCCGAUUAAGCGAUUGCGGGUAGACCCACGGCAGCACCAGCAACUACAGGGACAUUUGUAUACAGAAUUUUGAUAAAAA
This is a messenger RNA of Aedes albopictus (Asian tiger mosquito), 1010 nucleotides long. RefSeq names its product exonuclease 3'-5' domain-containing protein 2-like. The record is from RefSeq and is a predicted model, not a curated record. Gene Ontology annotation, cellular component: nucleus; cytoplasm. Gene Ontology annotation, molecular function: 3'-5' exonuclease activity; nucleic acid binding. Bases 183 to 1004 code for a protein of 273 amino acids. The transcript has 3 exons. NCBI's taxonomy places the organism in Eukaryota, Metazoa, Arthropoda, Insecta, Diptera, Culicidae. Gene Ontology annotation, biological process: nucleobase-containing compound metabolic process.